AUGGCGCUUCCCCUUACAGCCCGUGAGCUGAGGGGCAGCGGAAUUCAAUUCACUUUUGAGUAUCUCGGCAGUGUUCCCGUGCUUGCCGCUCUUCAUGACAUGACGCCAGAUUUGCGACCACUAGUUGUCAAGGAAUGCAUUAAUAUGAUUGCUGGGGAACUUGGACUUAUUCCUGUACAAGAGACAAACGCGAUCAUCAAGUUGUUCGUGGGUUCUCCAGAAGUGGCAAAUCAUAGGAUCGACUUGAACAUUUCUACUAAGGCACUAACCAUUAUCUAUGCUGACCCGAAAGACAAACAAAGAUUGAAUCGAUUGAUUGCUAGGCAUAAUAUUGAACUCGUCUCUUUUGCUGCGCAAGGUUCGGAGGAAACAAACACCAGUGACAUGUUUGGAUACGUUGCAAAGAAGCGAAACGAAACGGAUAGAAGAUGCCAUAUAUUUCGGUUUAAGGAUGUCCAGAGAGUAAUGCACACUAUUGAUGAUGCAAUUCGACUUGCCACUCUGGAUAUAGCCAUGCCUCCACCUAUACUGCCCACAUCUGGCAAAGUUGAAGUGAAGGCUGACCCUCAAGCAAACUCAUUCAUACAAGAACCUCGACGACAACCACUUGCACCAUCUCCCCGACCAGCACAUAAAAACCAAAUUCCUGACAGACCGUCUCCAGAACUAGGUGUUAGGGAAGACCCAAAUGGAUUGCUAGGACUCGAUCUUCGCGACAAACCGUGGUUCCAUGGUGAACUUGAUCGAGCUGCUGCUGAAUAUUUGCUGCAAAAGGAUGGUGACUUCUUAGUCAGAACGAGUGCCAAUUCUCCAGGGCAAUUCAUUCUGGACGGCAUGGAGCAAGGAAAGCAUCGUCAUAUCCUCCUCAUAAAUGAUGGAGUGGUUCGAACUGUUACCACUACAUUCCCUUCCGUGUCUGCAUUGAUUAAUUAUCACUAUGGAAAUCGUCUACCCAUUUCCACUCAGGAAUCCAUCGUCUACUUAACUAACCCUAUUCUCAAUUGUAUUCAUUUAUUGAUUCAUGCUCACACUUCUAUUGAACACAAGCUAAGAAUUCAAUGUGCUCGUCUUGCUCAAGAGGAGGCCACGAUUAAUAACACUAUUGCAAAGUGCAGGACGCCACUAGAAGAAACUUCUUCAGUCAUGCGCAAAUUCAUGUUCUAA
Molecule: messenger RNA, 1164 nt
Organism: Necator americanus (New World hookworm)
Lineage: Eukaryota; Metazoa; Nematoda; Chromadorea; Rhabditida; Ancylostomatidae
Exons: 13
Coding region: 1-1164 (387 amino acids)
Biological process (GO): cell surface receptor protein tyrosine kinase signaling pathway
Cellular component (GO): plasma membrane
Molecular function (GO): receptor tyrosine kinase binding
Source: RefSeq, a predicted model, not a curated record